Messenger RNA from Durusdinium trenchii, 198 nucleotides. The record is from the annotation of a GenBank genome assembly. NCBI's taxonomy places the organism in Eukaryota, Dinophyceae, Suessiales, Symbiodiniaceae.
AUGAGUCCGAAAAUGCUGAAGCUGGUCAUCAACAAGAGCCCCAAUGGCCACAAGAAGGCUAAGUACAAGCAGACUAUCAUCGAGUAUAACUGGCGGAUUGACUACUACCCACCCAAGGAGGGUGGUCUCGAAGCAGCUAGAAUCCAAGUGGUUACAGCCGAUUGCCGGUGCAGCUUCUUGAAUCAAUAUCUUAGAUAA